ACAUUGGUGUUUUCCAGGGGUGCCACUUGUCCCCGGUCCUUUUCAAUAUUUGUUUCCAGCUUCUGCUGGACUCACUUGCAGCCCCUGAAUUAAGUUGCCUCUCCUAUGAUUUUAAAUCUGCCCCUUUGCAAGUGUCCCAAACAGCUUUUGCUGAUGACUUAGGCCUCUAUAGCAAAUCUAGUGCAGGUUGUCAAAAACUCAUUGCGGUCACGGAGGACUUUCUCUCGUGGACCCAAUGUAUGCAGGCGGCGCCGCACAAAUGCAAAAGCAGUGCAGCAAAGCUUGUAGAUGGAGGGUACAAACCUUACGAUCCCUGCCUGACGAUGUCAGGGAGGAAGAUCGCUUUCAUUGACACUGCAGAGUUCAAGUUCCUGGGGCGAAGGCUGCAUGCUGAUUGCUCUGAGCAGACCCAGCGGGAAGACAUCCGUCAACUCACUGUAUCUCUCAUGCAAAAAGUAGAUGGCUCUUGGCUUCAAGACCAUCACAAGCUAUGGCUUUACCACCAUCUUGUAGUGCCCAAGCUUUCUUGGUCUUUCCAGGUUCUUGAACUCACACAAGGUUUUGUACGUGAACUGCACUUUAUGUGUUUACCAUUUCUGAAGAAAUGGUCAGGCCUACCUCGAUGCGCAAACUCUGCCAUUCUUUUUAUUGGCAGUCGCAAACGCUUUGGCUUAUGCCUCCACUACCUUCCUACGGUGUGGAAAAAGUGCCAGUCCAUCAAAUGGCACAUUCUUCGAUCGAGUGGGGACGCGCGCAUGAGGGCGCUGUACACUCUGCGUCGGAGUAAGGAUGCGAAGCUGACAAAGCGAUAUGCGGCGACAAUAGAGCUGGAGUGUGCAGAGGCAUCAGUAGGUUCAGGGACUCUCCGUCCACCGUCAUCUUCAAGUCAUCGUGCAGGGUUGGGUGCUCGUGCUCCGAAGCAGCAUUCCAAACCCCCGAGGAAGGAUCUCCUUCAAACAUUUGAGGAGAUCAACGCGCAGGAGCAGAUUUUGAGGCUGAAGACUCUUCAGGUGCAAGGCAAGUGGUUGGAGUGGACAUCGGUGAUGUGGCAGGACCUCUCGUGGAAAUCCCUUUUGUACGGUGGUACUGGUAAGGAUUUGAAAUUUCUUCUCGCAUCAACCCUCGACAUGCUACCUUCUCCGACGAACCUACGCCGUUGGGGAAACACCGUAGUGGAUCCGUACUGUAGUUUGUGCCGUGCCUGGGCCUGUACUACGCGCCACGUGCUUGGCGCUUGUCGCGUAGCGCUGGACCAGGGACGUUACAACUGGAGGCACGACAACGUACUCGGGGUCAUCGUCAGGAACAUGCGUGAGGAGAUUCGAAUCCGCACUGCUGCAAACACCGUACAAACCGAAAAUUCAAAUGAGCUUGACUUCAUCUCGUUUUGCAAGGCGGGAGAGAAGCCAGUUCGCGUUCAGCCCAGAUGGAAGUUGGUUACGACUGAUCUCCUGUCAGCGGCCUCAGACUGGAAACUUCUUGUCGACUCAGUUAGUGCAAAGAUUUCUUUCCCUAGCUGUGUUGCACUUACCACCCUAAGACCAGAUAUAGUUCUGUACUCUACGAGUCGUAGGAUUGUAUUCUGGAUGGAGUUGACAGUUUGUGCUGAGGACAGAUUCAGUGUCAGUAACUCGCGGAAGGACAGGCGGUAUGCGGAUCUGGCCGAUCAAUGCCGAGCAAACGGGUGGCAGGUCGUUUCUUUUUCGGUUGAGUAAGACGUCUCUGCGAAGCAGCCACAUCAUCUGGUUGCGACGUCAACAAAAACACUGGUCGGAAGAUCCACUUUUCUGAGGUACUGUAUGUGGGGCUCCGUUUAUUGAGGUGCGUUGAAAUUUAUUCUCUUUAUCUUAUUAUUUCUUUUCUAUAAUUUCCCCAUAUGAGUUCCUAUCAGUUGCUGUGAACACCUUGAGUGGAGAGCGCUUGCUCGAGCGUUGAACCGGGUUCUUAAUCCACAAUACCCAGUUCGCAAGGCUGGGCGGGGUUGUGAGCAGGCUUUCAUUUCAUCUUUUCUUAUUAUUUCUUAUUAUUUCUGCUUUUCAUCUCAUUACAAAAAUUCUGCGCUUUUUCUCCAUCUGCGCAUAAAAUCUAGACUGACAACCUGCUUGUUAAAUCAUGCACCUGCUUUCAGGCGUAAAAACCCUGUUGUAGAGGUCUCAGUCCUCAUUUGUUAGACUUACCUGUCUUUAUAAAUGUAACUUACUCUCUCUCUCUCUCUCUCUCUCUCUCUCUCUCUCUCUCUC
Sycon ciliatum is the source of this 2240-nucleotide messenger RNA. RefSeq lists its product as uncharacterized. The transcript is spliced from 2 exons. The coding region runs from base 240 to 1715 and encodes 491 amino acids. The record is from RefSeq and is a predicted model, not a curated record. NCBI's taxonomy places the organism in Eukaryota, Metazoa, Porifera, Calcarea, Leucosolenida, Sycettidae.